AUGAUGUUUAAGUUGAUUUUAACUGAUAAAUGUGAUUUACACUUAACAUUGAUCAUUUGCUUAUUAUGAUUGUGAUGUAUAAGUUAUGACAUUAGGGUUAAUUGUUGCAGCACAUAUUUCUAUAUAAUAAUAUUUAAUAUCCAAUAGUUAUAGAGUAUUAUGCUUAAUAUUAUCUACCUGUGAUAUAAUGCUGUUAAUAACAAUGCAGGUUUUAAAUAUUUUUGAACAUUUGUUUAGCUAGAAAUUCUUUUGGUUAGCAACUGGGUUUAAAGAAUAAGUUUGCACAGUUUGAUAUUAAGCAUGUUAAUGUCUAUUUAUAGAUAUUUUUGUCAAUAAGCCAGUAUAUUUCUUAACAUUGUUUUUACCUAAUGUCAUUUCUUUGAAAAUUUGUUAAGUAUUAGGAAAUACUUAAAAUUUUUGUUACAGGAUUUUUGUUAAUAAAAAAGUAUUCUUUCUAUAUUGCCUUCUAUAUUUUAUUAAUGUACUCAAGUUCGAAAUGGAUAUUCCGAUAAUUGUGACAUUACGCUGCUGUCUGUAAAAAUAAUGUUUUACUGGUUUUUCAAUUUCAUUUAACAAAUAACUAGCCAUGUUUAUUAAUAUACCUUUUGUCCUUUGACAUGGAUAUAAAUUUAUAUAUAUUUUUUUUUUGUAAUUAAGAGAUGGCAGACAGCGGUUUAUUAAAAGAAAUCCUGGACUCCUUGAAUGACCCAGACACCGUGCAGUUGUUUGCUACAGUUAAUGGUCUUACUGGUGAUGCCGAGGUCGAGAACAGAUUAAGGGAGCUCCAGUGGGAAAAGCACAUCGAUGACUUAUGGCAGGAGGUUCUUUCCGAGAUGGAAUCCCCAACUAAAAAAAUUAGACCAUCCCAAGAGGAUGGCGAUCAACCCUCUACGAGUGGGCAGUCGGGGGGUGGGGGGAGUUCCGAGGACCCAUUAGAAAAACCCUAUUUCAUUUGGAAGAGAGACACUCGAACAUUUAAGAAAAACUUGGCCCGCGACACCACGUUUAAGGUCAAAUUUAACGAGCAGUGGAAGGGGGAUAAAUUGUUAGAUAUACAUAACAAGUUGCACGAUAUGUUCGACGACCUGUUGUCAGAGGCCCGGGGUCACGAUGCGGAUCUGGGAAGGGUGGUCAUCAGUCAUUCGAGUUUAAACAAUCCGAUCGUCGUGCCGCUACAAUCCUGGGAAAAUCUGAAUGCAGAUGUCGUCCUGUCCGAGAUCACCAAAGUACUUAAUUCGAACGAAAGCUUGUCCGUGGACGAAAAUCUGUUGAUCACCAUAGGGUCCAUCGAUUUGCCCAAAGGGGGAGGUAACCCUAGAAAAUUACCCAUCACGUCUCUCUUUGGUCCUAAAAAUAGCGUAGAAAGAAAGAGAUCGCUUUUUCACGUACAAAAUGAUAACAACGUAUGUAUGGCCAUUUCCAUUGGUCUCUGUUACCUGAAAACGUGUGAAAAAGUAGAUGCUGUUACGUGGACAAAUUUAGUGGGGAAAGAUGCUGGAACAAUGUUCGACCAUAUCAUCAAGCACCGUACUGUUACUCGAUCCUAUUACAACAAUAUCUUGAAAACCUCGAGAAAAAAAAUGCAAACGGAGUUGGCGAUGUGGCUGUGUGAAAGAGCCGGAGUUCCUACUGACAGAUAUUUAGGUUUGAACGACAUCGAACCAUUCGAAACCUUACUUGGUGUCUGUAUCAACGUUGUGUCCUCAAGAGUAGGGAAUAAAUUUGUCAGGGUGACGGAGGACGAGGACAAGCCACGUCUGUAUUUAUAUCACGUGGACACAGAAACUGAAAAACACUGGCACGGGAUUGCCAGCAUACAAGGCUUUUUUAAGGCAUCGUAUUUUUGCCAUACUUGUUUAAAACCGUAUAAUGAUAAAUCCAAACACACGUGUACCACCUCGUGUGAGGUUUGCUUACAUGACCACUGUCCAGAAACAAAUGUCCAAAUAGGUUGUCGAACCUGUGGACGGGUCUGUCGUUCCGUGGCGUGUUUUAAACGUCAUAAAAAACAAAGAGUCGUCAAGAAAGAGAGUUAUCCUCCUCCUUGCGAACUGUUUCACCAAUGUAAAAAAUGUAGGGUCAUUCUACAUUGCUGUAAACGCUCUCCCGACUUGCACGUUUGUCAAGAAUGGCAGUGCCCUAACUGUCUAGAAUAUCAAAUAGGAGAACAUCAUUGUUAUCAAAAACCGUGUGGAUGUGAUUUAGAAAAAAGAGACAAAAAAUUUAUUUUCUACGAUUUUGAGACGCGUCAAGAGGACAUCUUUCAUUGCGAGCAAGGGUAUCGACCGUCUUGCAUCAGAUGCGACCAAUGUGUCAAAAAAGAACGCCAGUGUGUAGACUGUAGACUCUGUCAGAACUGUCGUGAUCCGUCCUGUGGUCUACAACAACACAAAGUCAACUUUGCCGUGCUGCAGACCACCUGUCACAUAUGUGAGAAAAGGGAACUGGUGGAGGGCGCCUCCUGUAGUUACUGCGGAACACGGUGUGAGCAAUGCUCCCGAACCCAUAAAGGUGAAUAUGUGAACCCCCCUUGUCCCGACACUUGUGGAAAAAGGGAAGUGGUGUUUUCUGGCGACAACGCCGCCGAGCAGUUCUGUGCUUUCGUCACCAGUGAACAUUGUAAAAAUUCGAUCUUGAUUGCCCACAAUGCCAAAAGUUUCGACUUGUAUCCGGUUUUAGAAGUGCUCAUAGACCGUCACUCUAUUCGACCUAGCAAGAUCAUUUACAACGGUUCUAAAAUCAUGUACAUGCACAUUGCGCACAAAUUAAAUUUGACUUUUGUGGAUUCCCUCAAUUUCCUGCCCAUGAAGCUUGCCAAAAUACCAGAUGCCUUCGGUCUACAGGAACUCUGUAAGGGAUACUUUCCCCAUUUAUUUAAUACUAAAGCCAAUCAAAACUACGUGGGGCCGUAUCCAGAGUUGAAGUACUACGGAUACGAUUUCAUGUCGGCCGGGGAGCGGAAAAAGCUUGCCGAAUGGCAUGCAACGAAACGAGACGAAACCUUUAACUUUCGAGAAGAAAUGUUGCAAUAUUGUCGCUCGGACGUUGAUAUAUUGAGGCGGGGGUGUCUAGAAUUUAGAAACUUGGUGAUCAAGGUGACAACUCUAACAGAGGAAACGGUUCAAGCAAACGGAAUCAUCAAGAAAACGAGCUCGGGUGGAGUCGACCCCUUUGAUUUUGUCACCAUUGCAAGUGUCUGCAUGGGGAUAUUCAAGUCGCUCUUUUUGAAGGGAAAAAGUAAAAUAGAAAUCACCAAAGAUGGUGAAUCGGAUUUGUACGACAUUCGUCAUCAUAAGAGUUUAGAGGGGGUCCAUCUCGGUGAUUGUUGGACGUCUCUCGUCGAUUUAAGAAAGGACGACAAUGUACAGAUAGGAAAACGACAUUUCAAAAGUCCCGUGGCAGUAGUACCAUCUCAAGGAUACACGAAGCGCGACAAUUACAGCAAAAUUUCCAUCCAGUGGCUGGAGUGGUUGAUGGAAAAAAGUCGUCAGCGGGGUAACCCCAUUGUCAUUUCCCACGCUCUCAACGGUGGUGAAUUCCAAGUGCCAGGGACCAAUUACAGAUGUGACGGGUUUGUCAAGAUUCCUGGCGGAAACGGAACCAUUUAUGAAUUCUAUGGUUGUGUAUUCCACGGUUGUCCCAACUGUUUCCCAGACGAUAGGAAUACCAUCAAACACCCGUCUACCAAUCAGACCAUCAAAGAAUUGUACGACAUGACCAAACACAGAGAAAAGGAAUUGAAAAAUCUGGGAUACAAAUUGGUCAUUGUGUGGGAGCAUCAAUUUAAAUUUCAAUUGGAGAAGAAUGUAGCUUUGCAACAAUUCGUGUCCACCCUAGAUCUCCAAGACAGACUCGACCCACGUGACAGUUUUUUCGGUGGUCGCACCAAUGCCAUCAAACUGCAUUAUAAAGCUGCAGAAGACGAAACAAUCCAAUAUUUCGAUUUUACCAGUCUCUAUCCCUGGACCAACAAGUAUUGUCGGUAUCCCGUCGGCCAUCCGACCAUCAUAACGGACGAUUUUCAGGACUUGUCGCAAUAUUUUGGACUGGCUAAAAUAAAAAUUCUCCCCCCUAGAAAACUUUAUCAUCCCGUACUUCCAUACAAUUCGAAUGGAAAAUUGAAGUUCCCACUUUGUAAAACGUGUGCAGACAGUGAAAAUCAAAAUGAAUGUACAUGCUCUGUUGAAGAGAGAUCCAUCACGGGCACGUGGUGUACUCCUGAAAUUCAAAUGGCAACGUCAAAAGGGUACGAAAUCUUGAAAAUCUAUGAAGUUUAUCAUUUUGCCGAGUCUUCCAAAUACGAUGUCGAGUCGUGUGAGGGGGGAUUAUUCGCUCAGUAUGUGAACAUGUUUUUAAAAAUAAAACAGGAGGCUUCCGGAUUUCCGGCCGAAUGCGACACGGAAGAGACCAAAAGAAAAUACAUUAGGGAAUACAAAGAAAACGAAGGUAUCCAAUUAGAGUAUGAAAAAAUUAAAAAAAAAUCCCGGUUUGCGAUGUUUAGCGAAACUUUGUCUGAAUAGCUUUUGGGGGAAAUUUGGUCAGAGGUUGGGCAUGCAACAAUCCGUGUUCAUUCACGAAUCGGAAGCCGAAAUUUUUUUUCAAAUGCUCUCAGAUCCUACAAAAGUACCACACAACUUUCACAUUGUUUCGAGAGACAUUCUUCAAUUAGAAUGGAGUAACAACCCCCUAUUCGCGUCAUUCGACAAUAAAACUAAUAUAUUCUUGGCCUCUUUUACCACCAUGUGGGCUCGACUGAAAUUGUAUGGCGUUCUCGACAAAUUAAACGAGAACGUCUUGUAUUUCGAUACAGACAGUGUCAUCUUCAAGACAAAAAAGUCGGACAACUUGAAUUAUCUCCCCAUAGGUAAUCACCUGGGAGAAUUGACUAAUGAAAUCUCUCCACAAGACGGGUACAUUGUCGAAUUCGUUUCUGGGGGUCCUAAAAACUACGCUUACCGCACACUGUCGGGAAAAGAAGAAUGCAAAGUUAGAGGGUUUACACUUAACUGGGCCAACUCGAAACUUAUCAAUUUCCAGGCUAUCAAGUCGAUAAUCUGUACCUCACACGACCGACAAAUUGAAAUUGUCAACCCUUGUAAAAUAUCGAGAGACAGCAGAAAGCGAAAAUUGUUAAAUAGGGUUGAAACUAAAAAUUAUAAGAUGGUUUACACUAAAAGGAGAAUUCUUCCUAAUUUAGACACGUUGCCAUUUGGAUUUGGAUUAUAAAACGAAAUAUUUUGACGUUUUUGUUUUUUUUAUUGAAUGAUAAAUACACAAAUAAAAU
Molecule: messenger RNA, 5284 nt
Organism: Ostrea edulis (European flat oyster)
Lineage: Eukaryota; Metazoa; Mollusca; Bivalvia; Ostreida; Ostreidae
Exons: 2
Coding region: 660-4520 (1286 amino acids)
Biological process (GO): DNA replication
Molecular function (GO): nucleotide binding; DNA-directed DNA polymerase activity; DNA binding
Source: RefSeq, a predicted model, not a curated record